GCUGGCUCAGUCAGAAGAGCAGGUGACUCUUGAUGUCAGGCUCAUAAGUUUGAGCUCCACAUUGGAUGUCGAGAUUUCUUUUUUUUUUUUUAAUGUUUAUUUUUGAGAGAGAGAGAGAGAAAACAGUGUGAGUGGGGGAGGGGCAGAGAGAGAGAGAGGGAGACACAGAAUCCGAAGCAGACUCCAGGCUCUGGGCUGUCAGCACAGAGCCUGACACAAGGCUCGAACCCACAGACUUUAAGAUCAUGACCUGAGCUGAAGUCCGACACUUAACCAACUGAGGCACCCAGGUGCCCCAUGGAUGUAGAGAUUUCUUAAAUAAACUUAAAAAAAAUCUUUUCGCACAUCUUUAAUGAUUUCCUUGGGAUGAAUUUUUAGCACAUCUCUGGUAUUAUUUCUGGUGGCUAUUUCAGUAUCACCCUUCUACUUUAUAAACUCUUAUGAUGAAGGCAGGCUGGGUCCGAGGACCCAGAGAGGGUCCCGCAGGACCAGCCAAGAGGGUCCUUGGCUUCACGCAGCAUAAAAAUCAAAUGUGAGCCAAGAAGAAGUAAGAGCAGAAUUUAUUAAAGAUACAGAGAGAGUACAGAUACAGGCAGAGUGUCUGGGAGACUCAGAAAGGAAAGGAGAGAGUCUUGUCUUUGCUUGGUGUCUGGGGUUUUUACUGAGGAUUGUGGUCUGAUGUAAGUGUCCUCUCAGGCAUUGAGGAACUGGACAGAACAGGGAGAAUGGUCCACGUGUCCUCCAUAAGUCACUUAUUCCUUGGUGCUAGGGGGUCUUAAAAUUGAGAUUUCUAGCACCGGUGGUCUGAAAUACACACAUGAUGGCCUCACUCACUCAUUCCUUAGAAGUUUUCUAUUGUGCUGGAAGGCUCCAAAGAAAUCAUUAACUCCUUCAUUCUUACAAGGAGGACAUACAUUAUUUGUAUUAUAAGGAAUGUGUAAGGCAGGUGUGCUGGUCCUAGCAAGAAGAGAAGCAGGGAAAUGGGCAAAAAAGCAGUCCUUCAAAAAACAGCCCUUCAUGGGGCCCUUUCAAUUUCUCUUCUCUCUCUUUAAGGUCCUACACAAAAGGAACCUGUCCCAUUAAUCUUUCAAAGCCUUAGAACGUGGCUCUCACAACAUAUUUAAUGUUGGUAGUAUAAGCAGAAAUAAUUUGUGAUCCCUGGAAAAAGAAAGAUGAGGCAUAAAUUUCUUGACAUAAGAAAAGUCACUUUAGAGGUGCCUGCAUGGCUCAGUCAGUUAAACAUCUGGCUUCUGCUCAGGUCAUGGUCUUACGGUUCCUGAGUUCGAGCCCCACAUUGGGCUGACUGCUGUCAGCAUAAAGCCCACUUUUGGAUCCUCUGACCACCCCCCCCCUCACUGGUUCUCUCUCUUUAUCUCAUAAAAAAAUAAACUUAAAAAAAGAAAGAAAACUCAUUUUAGACUCUUGCUCAUCUUGCAAUUUUUGCCUGACAAGCACUACUUGCACAUUUCUUGUAGAACUUCCUGAGAUGUGUUGAAAUUGCAGAAGAAUAGAUUUCAGUAGAUAAUGAUUUGAAGGAAACAAAAGAAUGUGAGGACAGAGAGACACUAUCAGGCCAGAAGAUAGCCUAAUCAUAUCGGCAAAAAUAAAUCAGUGGUAAAACUUCCAUUUCUGAUUCAAAGUAAAGGUUGACCUGACACAUAUUCUUGAGUCCUCUUUGCAGGAUUUAAAUCCCUUUGAGCACUCAAAUACCGGACCAACUGGAGCCAGAGAAUUGAUGAUGCUGACCAGCUCUCCUGACUUCAGUUAACUUGAGACCUGGUCUCAGUUGCCUUAAGAUGACCUUUGCUCCAAUUCCAUGCUGAAUUCCCUAUUUUGCAAGCCCUUCCAUGAAUAUAUAUGCACUUUUAGCUAAAAACUUACCCAUUUUUAUUGUUGAAGGAGACACUGCUUUGGGAGAUAUCCCCAGUGUUCUCCUUUAUUUGUUGCAAGUAAAACUCUUCCUUUUCCUAUUCUUUGCUUGGAUGAGUCUUUUGGCUCCAUUUCUACCAAAAGGUGAACCCAGUUUUGGGUAACAGUGGGAACUACAGUUGACUCUUGAACCACAUGGGUUUGACUGCACGUGUCUAUUUAUACCAGGAUUUUUCUCAAUAAAUACAGUAUAGUAUUAUAAAUAUAUUUUUUCUUCCUUAUAAUUUUUUUUAGUUUAUUUAUUUUGAGAUAGAGCGAGUGAGAGUGGGGGGAGGGCAGAGAGAGAGAGAGGGAGGGAGAGAGUGAAUCCCAAGUAGGCUCUACACGGAUAGCACAGAGCCCCAUGCAGGGCUUGAACCCACAAGCCUGAGAUCAUGACCUGAGCUGAGAUCGAGUCAGAUGCUUAACCAUCUGAGCCACCCCGGCACUCCUCCUUAUGAUUUUCUGAAUAACAUUUUCAUUUUUUUCUUUAGCUUACUCUUAAGAAUACAGUAUAAAAAAAUACAGUAUAUAAUACAUGUAACAUACAAAAUAUGUGUAACUCUACUGCUUAGGUUAUCAUUAAGGUUUCCAGUCAACAGUAGGGUAUUAGUAGUUAAGUUUUUGAGGAAUCAUAAGUUAUUUGUAAAUUUUCAACUGUGGGGGCAGGGGAUUGGAUCCCCCAACCCCUGAAUUAUUCAAGGGUCAACUGUAUGUAUGUGUAUUUUUUAAAGUAGUCUUCACACCCAGCGCGGAACCCAACGUGGGGCUGGAACUCCGGGCCCUGAGAUCAAGACCUGAGCUGGGAUCCAGAGUGGGAUGCUUAACCAUCUGAGCCACCCAGGCACACAUGUAUAUAUACUUUUAAUAUCUGUUUAGGUCAUUGUUCCCCACUGGACUAUGAUCCUCUAGAAAGGAGGAGGUCUAUUUUAUUAAUAUUUGAAUCCAGAGCUUGUGGUGUAUUAAAUCUGGCAGCAGUAGGUACCAUUUACAUGUCUAUUUGUUAUUGUACACAACUGACACAGAUUUUUUUCUUAAAUGAUGUAUUUUUAUCUACACUUUCCAUACCAGUAGGGCACGGCGAUUAAUAACUACUUGUUCACUACCUGAAUGAAAGAAUGAAUACCCCCAAGAACCACAUAUUCCUAUAUGAUUGGCGCGACGCGCCCCUAUGAAGAACAGCAACAAUUACUUCUUAAGGCCCCUGUUCCACGUACGCCAGUCGACGCCGCAGUGUUUUCUGGGAAAGGUAGUUCUAAAGCCCGUCGUCUGGCCCCGGUCAAACUGAGCCCAAACUAAACUUCCCAGAAAGCAGCACACUCGCCUGGGAAGAGGGGCAAGAUGGCGGACGCUGAAGACGGUACUUUGCGACCCGCGGGAGCCUCUGCUGCCCCAAUUUCAUUCAGCUUCAGUCGCACGUCUGCCAGGAGACGGCUGGCGGAUCCGGGAGACGACGCGAGUGCGGCUCCGGAGGAGAAGGAUUUCUUAAAGACCCUGGAAGGGAGGGAGCUGCAGAGUGUGAAGCCCUCAGAAACCCCCAAGGAACUCGUCAUCCCUUUGAUCCAGAAUGGCCAUCGCAGGCAGCCACCGACCCAGGCUCCUGGGCCAUCCACAAACACUGAGGCCUUGGUGGAAGGGGUGCUGUCUCAAGCUGUAAAGGAGAUCAUUGAAGACUCCAAGAAGUCCCUGGAGGAGAGAGAAAAUUCGGGUAUCGACCCCAUGCUUGCUAUCCCCAUGAUCCAGAAAGGAUGCCUCCCUAACGGAGAAGGGGCAGACAGCGAACCCCGAGCUGAGACAGUGCCGGAAGAAGCUGAUUACGAGGCAGUCCCUGUAGAGGCCUAUGGGCUGGCCAUGUUACGAGGCAUGGGCUGGAAACCUGGCGAGGGCAUUGGCCGCACGUUCAAUCAAGUGGUAAAGCCCCGUGUCAACUCACUGAGACCAAAGGGGUUAGGGCUGGGUGCCAACCUGACUGAGGUCCAGGCCCUGGCCCCCACUGGCCCCCACCACCUGCCAAAGCCAGAUGAGGAGCAAGAGAAGGAUAAGGAAGACCAGCCUCAAGGACUGGUGCCUGGGGGAGCUGUGGUGGUUCUUUCUGGCCCACACCGAGGCCUCUAUGGGAAGGUAGAGGGCCUCGAUCCUGACAACGUUCGGGCCAUGGUUCGCCUGGCCGUGGGGAGCCGCAUGGUGACUGUUAGUGAGUACUACCUGCAACCUAUCUCACAGCAGGAGUUUGACAAGAAUUCCUUGGAUCUCAGCCAGAUGCGUAAAACUUCCUCAGUGCAACAGAAUGGAACAGCUUCGUCAUGGAAGGCCCUCCGGGAUCAGGACCUCCCCAGCCAGCAAGAGGACUCACAGAGGAAGCGAAAACACCUUCCUGACCGACAGGGGGAGCCUGCUGCCAAGAAUGAGAAGGCAGGUCCCAGGAGCCAGCACUGGUUGCACAGGGACCUACGCGUACGCUUUGUGGACAAGCUGCACAAGGGUGGCCAGUAUUACAACACCAAGAUGACGAUCGAAGAUGUCCUCAGCCCAGAUACCUGUGUGUGUCGAACAGAUCAAGGCCAGGUCCUGGAAGGCCUGAGGGAAGACAUGCUGGAGACCCUGGUCCCCAAGGUCCAAGGCAACCGGGUUAUGGUGGUGCUGGGGCCACAGGCUGGAAAGGUGGGCCGCCUGCUGGACUGGGACAGAGUACGGAGCCGGGCUGUGGUGCAGCUGCAGAGAGAGAAUCAGCUGGUGGAACUUCACUAUGAUGCUGUCUGCCAGUACCUGGGCCCCAGUGACUCAGAUGAAGACUGACCCAUGGCCCCGCUCCCACCCCCAAUGCUGCCGCCUGCUCUGUACGGUGUGGAAAGCCAGUCUUCACAAAGGUGGGGAGGUCAUUGUUCCAUCCUCCACUUGCACCUCAGCCCCAGGACCAGGACAGGGACAGGGCAUAAGAUAGAUGGGCCUGAAGGGAGGCUCGAAACAAACCUGGUAUUCUCCAGAAGCUAGUGUGUAAUAAAAAUCAUUUCAGAAACUCAGUAAAAUGACAAGAUCGUAAGUGUGUGCUGAGCUGAGUAGAAGCGGGAGCUGAGCUGACGGAGGUGGGAGCCGUUCCAGGCUUCAGCCCCACCUCCCUGCAUGGGCUGACAGACAAGUUCAAGGAUCUGUCUGCUUACAAGUUCAUUCUUGGAAUACAGAAGCUACGAAGUGUGUCCCCUGAGCAGACGCUAUGGAGUCUGGAGUGCCACAUCUCUGUACAACUUCCUGAAGAAGAAUCCUAGUGGUGGCUCUACUUUUUUUUAAAUUUUUUAAAUGUUUAUUUUUGAGAGAGAGAGAGAGACAGAAUCCGAAGCAGGCUCCAGACUCAGCUGUCAGCACAGAGCCCAACACGAGGCUCAAAGUCACAGAUGGCAAGAUCAUGACCUGAGCCAAAGUCAGAAGCUUAAUUGACUGAGCCACCCAGGCGCCCCAUUGGUGGCUCUACUUUUUACUCUUGGUCCAGACCAGAUGUCCAGAGGAUGUCUUGAGCCAGUGAUGAGAGUCCAGAGGAAGGGAGGCUUCUACCCACAAAUGGGAUGUGUUUGCACUAUUUCCCAGAGGAGUCAGUUAAUUUCAGGGCCCCUGUUUUAGUCCCCAAACUUUGGCUAGAAAGUAAAAAAAAGUUUUGUCCCAGGUAGGAUUUCUCUGAUCCAGGUAACUGGACUCUCAAAAAGGUUAUUGUCAGACAGCCCUCAAACUUUUUCCCAUUUAAUGGGCUGAGAUCCAAAAUCAACAAGGGAAGCAAGAGCUUUAGGUCCAAUUGCUUCUAAGUCAUCCCCAAAUGCAAACUGGUGCAGCCAUUCUGGAAAACAGUUUGGAGGUUCCUCAAAAAAUUAAAAAUAGAACUACCCUAUGACCCAGCAAUUGCACUACUAGGCAUUUAUCCAAGGGAUACAGGUGUGCUGUUUCGAAGGGACACAUGCACCCCCAUGUUUAUAGCAGCACUAUCAACAAUAGCCAAAGUAAGAAAAGAGCCCAAAUGUCCAUCGACGGAUGAAUGGAUAAAGAAGAUGUGGUAUAUAUAUGUACAAUGGAAUAUUACUCGGCGAUCAGAAAGAAUGAAAUGUUGCCAUUUGCAACUACGUGAAUGGAACUAGAGGGUAUUAUGCUAAGUGAAAUUAGAGAAGGAUAAAUAUAUGAUUUCACUCUAUGUGGAAUUUAAGAAACAGAUGACCAUAGUGGUAGGGAAGGAAAAAUAGAUAAAAACAGAGGGAGGCAAACCAUAAGAGACUCUUAAAUACAGAGAACAAACUGAGGGUUGCUGAUGGGGUGUUGGGUGGAGGGGUGGGCUAAAUGGGUAAUGGGCAUUAAGGAGGGCACUUGGAAUGAUGAGCACUGGGUGUUCUCUAUAACUGAUGAAUCACUAAAUCUACUCCUGAAACCAAUACUAUACUAUAUGUUAACUAACUUGAAUUUGUUUUAAAAAGAUGAUAUAACUGUUAUAAAUAUAUACACCCGAAAUCAGAGUACCUACGUAUAUAAAGAAAAUAUUGAUAUAUAUGAAGGUAAAAAUAGUUUUAUUACACUAUAUGUUAACUAACUUGGAUUUAGAUAAAAUUAAAACUACAAAAUAAAAAAACAAUAAAUCAUCCCUAGGCACUAAGUUAUUGAUGUAAUAAAUGGUAUUUGAGUUAGAUCUAGACCACUGGUAUGUACUCCUGACCUGUCAGGACAUGGCCCAGUGCUGUAGAAUUUUUUUUUAAAAAUAAUUUAAUUAUCACAUUAAAAUUAUUACAACUCUUUUUUAUCUGAUUAAAUCUUUUGAAAAUUUUAAUUGUUGAAUACAUGUUAUCAUACAUACAUACAAUGUUAUCUUAGUUUCAGGUGUACAACGUCAAGUGAUUGAACAAUUCUAAUACAUUACUCCAUGCUCACUAAGAAAAGUGUAGCUACCAUCUGUCACCAUACAACAUUAUUACAACAUUAUUGACUCCAUUCCCUAUGGUGUACUCCUCGUCUCCCUGACAUUUUUUUUUUUUUUUUGAUAACUGGGAGUUUUUACCUCUUAAUCCCCUUCACCUAUUUCACCCAUCCCCUUCCUCUUUGGCAACUACCCCUAGAGCGGGGCGAUAAAGGUAAGCUACUGUCUCUGCCCAGCAGAAGCAGAAUGCUGUUUAGAGCCAAAAUGAGCAGGUAUAGAAAAACAGUUGGCCAAAUCAAUGGCCAUAUGCUGAGUAAGGUAAGGGGAUGAUUGGAAGACCUUCCAGUAUCAUAACCCCAGUGUGAAGUACAAUUGCACAGGGGCACCUGGGUGGCUCAGUCAGUUAAGUGUCUGACUUUGUUGGCUCAGGUCAUGAUCUUGUGGUUUAUGGGUUCGAGCCCUGCGUUAAGCUCUGUGCUGACAGCUCAGAGACUGGAGCCUGCUUCGGAUUCUGUGUCUCCUCUGCCCCACCUCCACUCAUGUUCUAUCUCUCUCUCAACAAUAAAUAAACAUUAAUUUUUUAAAAUGUGUUAUGAAGUAUAAUUGUACAGACAGAUAUUACUGAUUUACUAAUUUACUGAUCCCUAAUUAAUUCCAGAACUCCUCUGUUUUCAGGAUUGGCCAAGCAGGGCGGUUAAAGCAGACAGCAGAGGACAAACCCCCACCCCUAGUUUCUCCCGUUGCUGAGUCAUAAUUGUGAUGGUACACACUGUCCCCGGAGUUCCAGGCUGGGUUGUAUUUUUCAAGUUGGGGGGAAGGGUCACAAGUUCUAAAGGCUCCCAAUCUGGCACGUCCAGUAGUCCAUUUGCCUUAUUGUAUGUGCUACACCCAGUCAAGAAGGCCUCCUCCUUUCUCCAAAUCAUAAUAAAUUCAUCUUGAUAACACCCUCAAGAAGAGCUUAAAGCUUCCUGGAGAAUGGUACUGGUCCUCUGUCUCUGCCCUGCAAUGUGGUAUAACCUGGCAGUUUCAGACAAUCCCUUCCUCUCCUCCAUGUGUCAUAAUACUUAAAAUAGAUUUCAUCAGAUUUUGCUUUCCUGGAGAUGACAUUUCUCCUGAGCCUGUCUUUAAAAACAGAGCCAAAGGGAAAAAAAAUACAAACAGGGUCGGGGAGGGAGGGAGCCUCUGGGUGGCUCAGUCAGUCUUGAUCUCAUGGCUCACAAGUUUGAGCCCUGGGUUGUGCUCUGUACUGACAACUCUGAGCCUGGAGCCUGCUUCCGAUUCUGUGUCUCCUCUCUCUCUGCCCUUCCCCGGCUCGUACAUGGUCUCUGUCUCUGUUUCUCUGUCAAAAAUAAAACAUUAAAGAAAAUGGGCUGGGGGCGCCUGGGUGGCUUAGUCAGUUGAGUGUCUGGCUCUUGAUUUCAGUUCAGGUCAUGAUCUCACUGUUCCAUGAAUUCAAACCCAGCCUAGGGCUCUGUGCUGGCCUCAAGGAGCUUGCUCAGGGUUCUCUGUGCCUCCUCUCAAAA
Messenger RNA from Panthera uncia (snow leopard), 8313 nucleotides. RefSeq names its product G-patch domain and KOW motifs (gene GPKOW). The record is from RefSeq and is a predicted model, not a curated record. Bases 3250 to 4704 code for a protein of 484 amino acids. Gene Ontology annotation, cellular component: spliceosomal complex. Lineage: Eukaryota; Metazoa; Chordata; Mammalia; Carnivora; Felidae. Gene Ontology annotation, molecular function: nucleic acid binding. Gene Ontology annotation, biological process: mRNA splicing, via spliceosome. The transcript has 11 exons.